AUGUCUAAAGAAGCUAAAAUGAAAAGAUUACUUUCAAUAUCCGCAAAUCAGAAAGCUGAUGUUAUUUUUAUUACUGGUGAUAUUGGUGACUCUACUGACAGAGAUUGUAUAAACGAAGCGGUUAAAGCUGUAGUUAUUAAUUCCAAAGAACUUUCCAAUAAACUAGCAACUUCAAUAAUGAGCAUAGAAGAAGAUCUGGAAAGAAUAACGAGUUAUAGAACUGUAUGUGGAAUACGAAAUGAGACGUUAGUUAUUAAUUUGUCCGGCACACAUGACAAUAUUUGCAUUGCAACAAUUGCAGAUACACUGAUAAAUACGUUGAAUUUAAUACGCAAGAAAGAUGAUCAAGAGUAUGAGUCGCUACUUGUCAAUGUAUCUUCUACCGAUUCUUCCGACAAUUGCAAAAUGGAAUGGACACCUACACUUUCUUUAGAAGAAGCAAUAGAGGAAUUGAAAGAAAUAGCCGUAUUAAAUACAAUUGAAAAUACUGAAUUGAUAAAAAUAAGUGAUGCUUACGGUAGAAUAUUAUAUGAAAAUGUUUAUUCGAAAUAUAACAUGCCACCAUUUAGAACUUCCAAAAAGCAUGGAUACGCAGUGUUGGUAUCUGAUGGACAAAGCAUGAGACAGGUGUUGAACGAUAACAAUACAUUUCCUCCAAUUUCGCUUCAAUGUGGAACGUGCGUAUGGGUGAAGAGUGGAGCGCCUGUUCCCAAUGAAGCAACAGCGGUUGUAGAAGAGAAAGAUACAAAACGAAUUAAACCUCGUUUAAAUAACGACAAAGUGUAUAUUGAAAUAAUGAGUAAACCACAACAUGGGCAAAACAUUAAUCCUAUUGGUUAUAAUGUAAAGAAAGAUGAAAUUAUUAUGAAAAAAUACUCACGUAUUGGACCAGAAGAGAUGGGAGUCCUGGCAGCUUCUGGCUGUAAAGAAGUUGUAGUCGCUCAGCAGUUGUCUAUAGGUGUAUUAUCCAUCGGCAAUAACUUAGAAGAACCCGGAAAACCUUUAAAACUAGGAUAUGUUUACGAUAUUAACAGAUUAAUUUUAAUUUCACUACUAAAAAAUAAUGAUUUCUCUUCUUUGGAUCUUGGAAUCGUGAAUAAUAUAUCAUCAUUCAUACGAAAGAAUAUCGAGGAAGCUCUACAUAAAGUAGAUAUACUUGUGACAACAGGCUUUGCUAAUGAUAAAGAUUUAUUGAAGAAAAUUUUAGUAGAAGACUUUGAAGCCGCAAUACAUUUUGGUAAUGUAAAUAUAAAACCAGGGAAGUCAACCACACUAGCUACAUGCAAAAUCAAUGGUAAAAUAAAGAUUGUUUUGUGUUUGUCGGGAAAUCCAGUAACUGCUUUCAUUGCUGCGCAAGUAUUCCUUUUGCCUCUUCUGAGAAAGAUGUCUGGCAAUAUAUACACGGAAAAGCCUUACGUACCAGUUUAUGUAAAUGAUCCAUUUAUUCAGCAUCAUCGUCCUAGAUUAGUGUGUACAUAUUUGAAGUGGUCCGAUAAAGAUAAUGUAGCAAGGACUUUUAGCAUGGGUAAUCUUUUAAAGAUGUCUGGCAAUAUAUUCAAAGAUAGACUAUGUAACAUCGUAGGUUCAAACGCACUUAUACUAUUACCAGCAAGUACGACAAAAUGGGAACCGUCUAAAAAUGGAAGAAUGGCAGUAUUACUUUUUGACUGUCCAGAAAAGUACAAACAUCCAUUACCUAAUCUUUUCAAUAUAAAAAAGGAAUAA
This is a messenger RNA of Cyphomyrmex costatus, 1725 nucleotides long. RefSeq names its product gephyrin-like. Lineage: Eukaryota; Metazoa; Arthropoda; Insecta; Hymenoptera; Formicidae. The record is from RefSeq and is a predicted model, not a curated record. The coding region runs from base 1 to 1725 and encodes 574 amino acids. Gene Ontology annotation, cellular component: dendrite; postsynaptic specialization; cytoplasm. Gene Ontology annotation, biological process: Mo-molybdopterin cofactor biosynthetic process; postsynaptic neurotransmitter receptor diffusion trapping; glycine receptor clustering. Gene Ontology annotation, molecular function: molybdopterin molybdotransferase activity. The transcript is spliced from 11 exons.